CCUCCGCGAGCUCCGCGGUGCAGGCGCGCGCGGGACGCGGGAGGAGGAGAAGCUCGUCUGCCCUCCGCGAGAUUUACCUCGUUUUACUGCGGCACGUGUCUGAAUAAAUCGGAUGCGGAAAGUUUGAGUGCAGAAGCGAAUGGGUGAUCAUCGCCCCGAACGGCUCUCUGUGAUGACAAGAAGAAUGAGGAGGAAGGGGAGAUGAUGAUGAUGAUCAUGAUGAUGAUGACGACGACGACGACGAAGAAGAAGAACUAGAAGAUGAAGAUGAAGAGGAGUCAUGCCUGGUUCCUCUCCCUGCGGGGGUUCGGGUUCUGCACAGCCGCUCUGCUGCUUCUCACUCUCGGAUCAUUGAUGUACCAGCUAGACGGAGGACCUCCGAGGGUCCUCGUGGACAUCCGGCACUACUUGGGGGAGUCCACCUUUGCUGAUGAUCAUGGCCCACCCCCAGCCAAGGUGCUGCCCUUCCCCAGCCAGGUGCUCUACAACCGAGUGGGCAAGUGUGGCAGCCGCACCGUGGUGCUGCUCCUCCGCAUCCUGGCUGAGAGGCACCGGUUUACCCUGGUAUCUUCAGACAUCCACAACAAGACCAGACUGUCCAAGCAGGAGCAGAUGGACCUGAUGAAGAACAUCAGCAGUCUCCCCCAGCCAUUCCUCUACACCCGACAUGUUCAUUUUCUAAACUUUAGCAGGUUCAGCAUAGAGCAGCCCGUGUACAUAAACAUCAUACGGGACCCAAUCAGCCGGUUUCUGUCCAACUACUUCUUCCGCCGCUUCGGCGACUGGAGGGGUGAGCAGAAUCACCUGAUCCGGACUCCUGGGAUGAAGGACGAUGAGCGAUACCUGGACAUCAACGUGUGCAUUCUGGAGAGCUACCCAGAGUGUUCCAACCCCCGGCUCUUCUACAUCAUCCCCUACUUCUGUGGACAGCACCCCCAGUGCAGGGAACCGGGGGUGUGGGCGCUGGAGCGGGCCAAGCAGAACGUACUGGAGCACUUCCUGCUCGUGGGGGUUCUGGAGGAGCUGGAGGACGUGCUGCUGCUGCUGGAACGUCUGCUGCCUCACUUCUUCUCCGACGUGCUCACCAUCUACAAGAGCCCAGAUUACAGGAAGAUGGGCAACCUGACGGGCACAGUGCGCAAGCACACCCCCUCUUUGGAGGCCCUCCAGGUGCUCUACCAGCGAAUGAGGUACGAGUACGAGUUCUACAACUUCGUCCAGGACCAGUUCCACCUGCUCAAGAAGAAGAUCGGGCUCAAGUCGGCGUCGCCCCCGACCCGGCAGCCGAGCUUCCUGAGGGACCUGGCGCUCAAGACCCAGGAGCCUCUGGAGUUGGAUGAGGAGGAGGAGGAGGAGGAACCGGAGGACGAGGAGCUGGAGGAGGAAAACAGCUGGCUGGUGCAUCCCUGAGCGCUGCCAUGGAGAAUGCGGCGUGGCCAGCCCUGGUUGCCAGGAGUUGGGAGUUUGCUAGCUGUUGACGACACCCGCGACAACUCGCCAAAAGCCGUCUGGACGGCAAAGAGCUCGUUCACCGUGAACUUUCAUCAAUAGACGGUUUGUCGGUUGGAGGUAAUGAUGGGAGAAACCAUCCCUCCGAGGGGGUUCGUCGGUCGCUGCAAGGCCUUCUGGGAUCGUACCCGGGUCUGAGAGAACAUUCUGUCCAGGGUCAGUCGUGUCCCUUCCACCGUCAUUCGGACCUGUCCCAACCGGCCCCGAGAAGGACAGGAAGCCCACCUGCGAGCAAGUGGGCGUGGCUCUGUGAGGUCAGACCCCUGUGUUGCACCUUUGGGCGUACCUAGGUGUGUUGGUCUACAUGUUCAUGCUGUCUCCCUCACCAUCCUCCACUAGAAGUAGUGGAUGGAGCAAUGGGUUCAUAUGCAUGAGGACUGUGGCUGAGCGAGGACGAGAUCCGCUCGCCGAGGAGCGCUUUGGAACUUAAGACAAAGGUCCCGGAAUAUGAAUUCUGCCCAUUCAGGACAAUGGCUCCUCAACUUAUAAAUGCAGUCUGUUUUGAACUCGCUUUGUUCACGACUCCAAAGUAACGGUCAAUAAAAGGUCAGUAAUACAGAUGCCCCUUGAUUGUUAGGUUAUGGAGAAAAAAAAAAAAAAUCUCAGCGAAAAAGUUAUAGUUCUAAUACAUUAAAAAAUAUGGAAUUUGCUUACGUAUUUUUACGGACUUUAAUCUGCACGAUUGUCCGAGCAACAGAGGGCAGUGAAGAAUAUUUACUUUCAACAUUCCUCAUGUUAUCAUUGGUCAGGAACUCUCUGGAACAGCAGACAGGAGCUGUAAACACUGUGCAAGUGAGUUGAAUUAAGGCGGUUAUUGAGGCGUGAAUUAAGGCACAGGCUCCCGUUCUGAUCGACUGCUCUUUACUCAGAGGGUAAACACAGGUUGUAUCCACUGUGUUGCACACAGAAACUUCAGAAAAAUGGAUUUGAGCCGAAGUGAGUGAAGUUAACGCAAAUAACCAAUAACAAUAAUAAUGAUAAUAAUUAAAAAAAUAUCGUUAACCAGGGGCAGCAGCUCCUCUUUGAAUCCAAAACUGAUGCUUCGAAUCUCAGCUGCUGCUGUAGUACCCUUGAGCAAGAUACUCUCAACUGCUGCAGUAAA
Molecule: messenger RNA, 2611 nt
Organism: Scleropages formosus (Asian bonytongue)
Lineage: Eukaryota; Metazoa; Chordata; Actinopteri; Osteoglossiformes; Osteoglossidae
Gene: usta
Product: uronyl 2-sulfotransferase a
Exons: 8
Coding region: 262-1410 (382 amino acids)
Cellular component (GO): membrane
Molecular function (GO): sulfotransferase activity
Source: RefSeq, a predicted model, not a curated record